Messenger RNA from Arachis stenosperma, 1800 nucleotides. RefSeq names its product putative disease resistance protein At3g14460. The transcript has a single exon. The record is from RefSeq and is a predicted model, not a curated record. Gene Ontology annotation, molecular function: protein binding. NCBI's taxonomy places the organism in Eukaryota, Viridiplantae, Streptophyta, Magnoliopsida, Fabales, Fabaceae. The coding region runs from base 1 to 1800 and encodes 599 amino acids.
AUGGAUUCCAAUUCUGCUUCUGCACUCGAUGAUGACCCUUCCGAGGAUUUCGAGAUUACAGGACUGCACGACAAGCUGAAUUUAGGGCACACUCCGUCCUCUUCUUCCCCCUUCAUCGCCCGCAAGAAAAGACGCGCCAGCACCACUCUCAUCUCUAUCUCUCCCGAAAACUUCCGCCAGGUAGUUAUUCAAUUCAGCAACGGUCGUUUCCCUUUCAUCUCACACUGUUCCCUCUUCCCUCCCAGCUACGAAUUCUCCAAACAAGAACUGGUUUCUCUGUGGAUAGCCCAGGGACUCUUACAGUGCUCCACCAGGCAGCAGGAGCACGAUGCAGCCCAAGUCUUCGAUUCGCUCGUCUCCAGCCAAGUUAUUGUUCCCUCGAGAUCUGAUCCGUCCGUGGAUUUCUUCCACGGGAAGACGAGGAGGUUACUCUAUAGAAUCAACCAGGAUAAGAUCACGUUCUCAGUGCUUGAAUACCAUACGGUAUUGGAUGCAAAUUGGGAUAAAGUACCUACGAAUGUGAAGCAUUUGUCCGUGGAUUCAAAGAGUGUGGCUUGCGCCUCAGGUUUUGAUGUAAUUGAGAGGUUUGAAAAUCUGAACACGCUAUUUCUUGUUCCUGUGCCUGGGUUUUAUGUUGAACGCAUUCCGCGAAAUCUUUUCUUGUGCCUCAAGGGAUUGAGGUCUUUGAAUUUUAGUAGGAAUCUUAUAUCAGAGCUGCCGAGUUCUAUCGGGAGUUUGAAAUCGCUUCGGUAUCUUGAUUUGUCUUAUACGCCCAUUAAACGCUUGCCUGAUUCGGUAGUUAGUCUUUGUAAUUUGCAAACUCUUAGGCUUAGGGGAUGUUUAGAGUUAGUUGGGUUGCCUAAAGGGAUUGGGAAGCUCAUUAGUUUGAGGCAUAUUGAGCUUGAUGUUGUGAGGCAAGUGAAAUCAAUGCCCCCUUGGAUGGGUAAUUUGAUCAAUCUUCAAACUCUGUCGGCAUUUCUUGUUGGCAAGGAUGAUGGGUGCCGGAUUGUGGAGUUAAAGAAAAUGAUAAAUCUUACAGGUGCAUUUUGCAUUUCGAGAAUUGAGAAUGUCUCGAGUUUUGAGGAAGCAAUGGAAGCUGAUUUGAGCAGCAAGAAGUUCCUUUGUAGGAUACAGUUUAGAUGGACCGAGACAAGGGUUGCCGAUGCCAGGAAAGAAGAGCAAAUCCUUGAAUGCUUAAGACCCCCUCUGGGUCUUGAAGAGAUGGCAUUACUAUGCUAUGGUGGUUCUAAGCUUCCGAGUUGGAUUGCUGAUCCUUGUUAUAAUUGUAUGGUUGAUAUGACUCUACAUAAUUGUUUGAAUUGUGAACACCUUGAGCCCAUUGGUAAAUUGCCAUGUCUUCAAUUUUUGCAUAUGAAAGAAAUGUGUAAGCUUCGGAGAAUAGAUGAAAGAUUUUGUAGAGAUGGAAAAGGUCAACGGUCUCAUGCGUUUCCGAGCUUGAAAGAACUUACAAUUGAGGCCAUGCCUAAAUUGGAAGAGUGGGUAGGAGUUCAAAGUGGUGACUUCCCAUGUUUACAAAAGCUUAAGGUGGAACAUUGCCCCAGCUUAGCCUCGCUUCCACUGCUGUCAUGCCUCUAUUCGCUUAAGCAUUUAGAAAUGAAUGAUUGUCCAGUUAUUUCAUCUUUGCCUGACGGAGGAGUAUCUGCGUCUCUUGAAUUUCUCUUUAUCAGAGAUUGCUCUGAGCUGAUGAAAAAUUGCAGCAAAACAGAAGGAAAAGAUUGGGUUAAGAUAGCUCAUGUUUCCAAUGUAUUUAUUGAUGAUGAACAACUCUCUUUUAAUUGA